UAUUUCAUAACAGACAAUUUGUGCUUCUUGCUACAAUAACAUACCCAUCGACGAUAGUGAGUUAUUGAAUUUUGCUGAAAUUGGCAGAUUUUGAUCGGAAAAUGAAGGUUGCCAAAAGUGGGUCGAUCACCUCAGAAACAACAAGUUUUGAUAGUGCUAUUAUUCUCACAGGCUUUGGCAAAUUCCACAUCGAAACCAUAGCAGUAUGUUCGCUCUCAGUUCUAGUGGUGGGCUUCCAAAACGGUCUUUCGUCCUACGUCUUUCCUGCAGCCCAGUGCGAACUGAACCUGGAUUCCUUCCAGCUGGGCCUCCUCAACGUCGCCUUCCUCUUAGGAGGUGCUCUGAGUUGCUUUCUCUUCGGAACCCUAGCAGACAUGCUCGGAAGAAGGCCUGUCCUCAUUGGAACGCACCUGCUGAAUUCGGCUGUUACAAUUUUGAGUUCGACCAAUCCCACUGUGCAUAGUUUGAUAGUAUGCAGGUUUUUCAAUGGAUUUUUGAUAGGAGGACCGGGAAGUAUCAUCUACGCGUACAUUUCCGAGUUCCAGCCUCCCAAGUACCGCACCAUGAGUGUCUGCUACUGUGGGCUGUUCUUCACCUUGGCUUGGCUGCUUCUUCCUGUUUUAGCUUAUUUGGUUUUACCUUUGAACGUCAACUUGAAAGUAGGAGGUUUCUUCGUUUUAUCACCUUGGAGGCUCUUCCUCAUCAUACUCUCCCUGCCUGAAAUCACGGUGGGCCUCUGGUUGAUCAGGUUGCCCGAAAGUCCCAAAUUUUACGUCGCCAAAGGAUACCCUAGGAAGGCUCUUGUUGUUCUACGCAAGAUGUACUCCUCUAACUCUGGAAAAGGACCGGAGUCUUUCCCGGUCAAGAAUAUCAUCACAGAGGUGAACAUAGAAGUCAGCAGCGGCUCCAAAGUCACGUGCCGAGGGCAGAUUGCAAGAGUUAUGAGUGAGGUCGUCGACCAGAUGAAGAGUUUGUUCCAGAGGCAUUUGAUUGGUAGAACCGUACUCAUCAGUGGUAUAAUGUUCUCUAAUAUGUUUGGGAUGUUCGGUCUGGGACUAUGGCUUCCGGAUCUUUUGAUCAAAUUCGAGCAGUACCGAAGCCUCCACCCGAAUGAUACCAUUUCCCUCAAGGAACUCUCAUAUCUGAGAGAAGAAAGAAACAUCAGUUGUACUCCAUCGUUCGAACCUUCGGUUAUCCAAAGUACAGUGGCCAUGGGUGUAACUGCCCUCGUACUUAGCGGUUGCGCUUGCUGGGCUUCCACGAAAACAUCUGCCAAGAAUAUCAGCCUGGUAGCAAUGACAAUAGGGGGCGUGAGCUCUGGCCUCAUUUACUGGAUGAGUUCCUCCUUGCAGAACCUCAUAAUAGCCUGUAUUUUCCAGUCCACCAUGAUCAUCUCCAACAUGAGCAUUUCGGGCAUCGCAGUUGAACUGUUUCCGACUAAAGUUAACGGAGUGGCUAUCUGCUUCGUCCUUUGCAUUGGCAGGAUAGCUGCAGGGCUCAGCAACGUGCUUUUUGGAUACUUGAUGGACAGCCAGUGUGAAAUUCCCAUCUUUACUGUAGCUGCCGUAGUGACCUUGGGAGGAGGUGCUUGUCUGUUAGUACCGAACGCUAAACGAGAGGAUGUGGUACAAACCAGAAAGGGGUUUGAGAAGGAAGUGGAGAUUGCUGUGAUAUCUGAUAGGUUUAGAUGAGUUUAGGUAUAAAAUAUAAAAUAAAAAGCUGUGUAGUUCA
Molecule: messenger RNA, 1731 nt
Organism: Leptinotarsa decemlineata (Colorado potato beetle)
Lineage: Eukaryota; Metazoa; Arthropoda; Insecta; Coleoptera; Chrysomelidae
Product: synaptic vesicle glycoprotein 2C
Biological process (GO): transmembrane transport
Cellular component (GO): membrane
Molecular function (GO): transmembrane transporter activity
Source: RefSeq, a predicted model, not a curated record